GUCCUGUAUAUUGCAUAUCUAAUAGGGUUGAUGCUGUGCGGGAGCCGAACCCAGCUGAUUUUUGGGCAAGAGGUUCUCCCUGGACUGGUUGCCAUACAACCAACCAUUCAUACUCACGUUCUCACCUAAGAAUAAUUUAGAGGCUUUAACAAACUUACCACACAUGUUUUAAGAAUGUGGGAGGAAGAGAACCCCACACAACGCAGGGAGCAAGAACCACACAGGAAGGCUAGAACUGCAUUUGUCAUUGCAAUAAUAUUUUUAAUUCCUAUCAUCUAUUACCUGUUAAUGGAGCUCCAUGAAAGAAAAUUAAAUUGUAUAAUUUUUGGAGUGAGAUUAAUAGAAGUUGGCCUUCACAAUAGGUGCCAUUGGCUUCUGGACAUAGUGAACUUUUGGUUUGGGCAAAGUGUCCAUUGGGAUUGCACAUGCAUUUAUUUUAAUGCAUUUUCAACUCUCACAUAGUUACUCAAAUGACAUUAUGUAUCGCUGGAGAUCGACAUCGUUUGCCCAUACACAAGAAAAUGAAAACGCAUGUGCAGCAUUAAUGCAAUGAUUUUGCGGUUAAUUUGGAAUUGAAAUCAGUGAUUGCUAUUCGGGCCUCUCCUCGAACAACUUUUGCACGCGUAGCGGUACUUUGACUUUAUGGACAGUCCCUAAACUCCCCGUGAUACGUUCGUGAACCUCCCUGGCCGGUAAGUGUUGCGGAGGGAUAAGGUCGUUUCGAGUCGAGCAUUGGGAGUGACAAAAUACCAAGUAGCAGUUGUCCUCAGCGGUGCCCACCUGCAACAGUAUCACCGAGUGUGGACCAGCAACCCGCCAGAACGGUCAGACAACCGAGAUGCAUAACCCAAAAGCAAAGGAAUUCGAAGCGCCGCUGUGACGCCGAACACAAUAAUCUCUAAUUUUCUGGAUUUUUUUUUAAAUGCCAAGACAAGAGCGCACAGAGAACAAUGUCUUUUUUGAUGAAAAAGAAGAAGUUCAAGUUUCAAGUGCAUUUUACAUUAGAGGAGCUUACGGCAGUACCUGUUGUCAACGGAGUGCUGUUCUGUAAGAUCCGGUUGAUCGAUGGUGGGGACUUUGCCAUUUUGUCAUCCAGGGAGGAGGUGCAAGAGAAUUGUGUCCGAUGGGGGAAGAAAUUCUCCUUUGUGUGUAAAAUGAGCGCUAAUCCAGUCACAGGCAUAUUGGAACCCUGCAUCUGUAGGGUUUCUGUACGCAAGGAGCUUAAAGGAGGAAAGGCCUUUUCAAAGCUUGGUUUUGCUGAUCUGAACAUUGCAGAAUUUGCGGGCUCUGGUUCCACAGUUCGCUGUUGCAUCCUGGAGGGCUAUGACACAAAAAAUACCCGCCAGGACAACUCAAUACUCAAGGUAAUGAUUGGGAUGGCGCUCCUGUCUGGAGAUCCAUGCUUUAAAAUGCCUCCCAGCACAGCAAAAUCUGUCUCGGACAGAGAUGAGGAUCCCACCCUGCAGCUGGACUGUAAGGGUGAUAGCACUGAUGUCAAAAUACAACCACUCAGCACAAUUUUGGAGGGACCUUGUGCUUUUAAACCUAGACAGACAUCAAUUCGGAGCUUAGGACAGCCUGAUGAGGGCAAUGUCUCCAACCCAGAUGAGGUCUUUCACACUGGUCAUUUCCGCAACUCCAGCUUUGCCAGCCAGCACAGCAAGAUAUCAGGUUACAGCACAGGUCACUCUCGCUCCUCCAGCCUGACUGAUCUCAGUCACCAUCGAAACACCUCUAACAGCAGCAAUGCUUCAUGUGGGUUUGGACUGCCAUAUCCCUCCACCCCAACACAACUGCAUCAGCAAGGAACUCCCACCAAACCAGAAAGGCCUCCACUACCCUCCGUAGCUGCCAUCAUGUCUAAUAGAUCAUCCAGAAGGAAGAAUGACAUGAUGGAGAAGCAGCAUAGCUGUGUUGAUGAUACCCGCAUUGAUGCUGAUGACAUUGUGGAAAAGAUUGUUCGUAGUCAGAAUUUUUCAGACAAAAGCAACAAUGAAGACAGCAACUUGCAAUUGUUUGUCAGCAAAGACGGGACCACAACACUCAGUGGGGCACAACUCUCCAACAGAGUAACACCUGGUGUCUUUGAAGCUGUGGUCAUUGCGACGCAUUGAAUGAUGCAACAUCACGUCUGCAGCAGGAUGAGCUACAUCAGGAUUCUCAAGCAUCAGAUUGUAUGUGACUGUGUGUACAAGUACUGUAUGUGCAAAUCUGUAGUGGUACAUGCCGCUGCCAUUCUUGGCGACAGUGCAGGUUGGUUCGAUUCCAUGUCCCAAACCUGAAUUAAAAAAAAAAAAAACAGCUACGUAUGAUAUACAACAGCAUAGUGAUGUCUUGGUUAGCACGUCCCCAAUAAGGACAAGCAGUGUAAAUCUUGUCUUUAUAUAAUUACGUAAAGAAAGGUUAUUAAGUACAAGAGCCUGAUGAGCCUUGUUGAAUGUCAAGGAGUUACAGUAUCCUUGAUUGUGAAACAUUUAUAGCAAUAAUUAAAUUUUUCUUUUGAAUAGACUAUUUAUUUAACACUACGCAAAUCUAACUCAAAUCAAAUAUAAUAAGCUUUCAAGGCUGUACAAUAGUUAAACACAUUUUAUUUAAGCUAAUUUAGGGUAAAUCAGUUAUAAUUUCUUCACUAAUUUGUUUUAAAUGACAUCGAAAUCAACAAAUUACUUGAACUUUUCACUUAGUAGAACACUGACAAAAUGAUGACUUAUGCUUUUUCAGACUUCUAGGAGUUUAUACACACCUAAGAUUUAUAUGUACAAUAAUUUGCGAUACAUAAUUUUAACACUGAGCCUAUUUAAAAAAACGGAUCAAAUGAAUCCUAUAUAAGGAACUAAAAGCAGAUAUCAAAUCAGGCAAGAUUAGGUAGUAUGUUGUAGGUAGUAAUGUCCAUACAACUGGCCUCAAAGCUUCUGUUCGGUUCUAUAUUGUUACGUGAUCCGUGCUCCAAUUUUGCACACAUCUAAGAGAAUUGUUAGAACCUCUUAAAGGCAAUGGACAUUACAGUAUAAAUGGCAAACAUGUUUUUUUCCUUUUAUUCAAAUGUCUUUUUUUCAAAGGAUCAUAUGGCGGGCCAUAUGUAUCUCUGUACUAUAUCUAAAUGCUCUUUUAACGUUAUGUUUUCAUUCUUUUUAAAUGAAACCAGCAAAUUACUAAACGGUUCACAGGUCACAAUUUUGUUUAGAUAAUGUUCAAAUGUGUGUUCACAUACAAAACGACUUGUGAUCUCAACAUUGACAAUGCAUUUCUAGCCAAUGUAAUGUAAAGUGUAGCUUGACAAGGCCAUCUAGAGUAAAGACGAGACAAACUGCUCCUCUAUCAUUUCAACCUUAGUCACUUUAAUAUAAUAUACAUGAUAAACACUAAUAGAACUCACUUGCAUUCAGCGAGGUGUCCACUAUUUUUGGUUGAGGUUGCCUUGCACUGAGCUAGGGAAAAUGAGAGGUGUCGAGGCUCAUCAGAACAAUAAGACGCCAAUGAAUUUGUGCCCCAUUUCAGUGCAAUUUACAUAAAACCACUCCUAUUUUCGAUGGCUUGCGCAUAGUAUUUGUGCACACAUUUGAAUUUUUUUCUUAUGACUACAGUAAUUUCACAACAAACUCAACUUGAAUUUACAUUGCACUUUCAUCUCUUGACAGUUUGAGUCUGAGUGACGCGAUAUGUUGGGGGAUGCUACUCAUUGAUUAUGUAACAAGAAAAUCCAUUUUGUUUUUGAACUGUUUGUGAAAAUUCUGCUCUUGUCAAAUUGUGUAUGGAGCUGCAGUAACGCCCGUCCCAUGGCUGGGACACCACAAAGCCUUCAAUGUGCCAAGACUGUCAGUGUAAACAAUGGACCCUCCCUCCACUGGACACAUUUGUGUUUGCUGACAGUAUUGCUGUGUUAGUGUAUGUCAGUAUGCGUGUGUAAUACAGUACAUCCCAUGCAUGCAGGCCAUGUCUGUCUGUAAGUGUUUGGCUUGCUUCUAAUGGGGGAAAUAUGAUCAGCAAUAGACUUUAAUCAGAUACUGCUAAGGAUUUGUUAGAAAAACAAAUGAGAGAAAAACACUACAGAUGCAUUUAUGUACUUCAACUAUUAAUUAUUGUACAGUGGGCUUCUGUAGCCAUUAUAAAUUUGGAAUAUGAAUACAUUCCAUUAGAGAAUUAUCUCUGUUGUAUUUUCAGAUCAGCAGGCUGCUCGCUCUCGCUCUCUCUCGCUCUGUCAAUUGAGAGAUGGAAAGACAAAUAAGGAUUUCAAUAUUUACAAUCUGAGGGAAAACUUGUUUUUUGGAUGAAUUGUCUUUAAUUCUCUCUUCUGAUAUUCGCUUUCCUCUGCACUUGGCUGUGUAUACCCCUGUAAUAUGAUUUACUUUUUCACAACCAUUGAAGGUUUCGUUGGGGUAAAAUAACAUUUGGAAAUAAAUAACAUCAAUGAUGUAAUGUUGUUGGUUGUGACCCUAUUUGUGCCUGAUUGAAUUUUAAUUAAAGACCAGUCUCUUUUA
Messenger RNA from Syngnathus acus (greater pipefish), 4478 nucleotides. It is a transcript of the gene eeig1b, whose product is annotated as family with sequence similarity 102 member Ab. The record is from RefSeq and is a predicted model, not a curated record. The coding region runs from base 951 to 2114 and encodes 387 amino acids. Lineage: Eukaryota; Metazoa; Chordata; Actinopteri; Syngnathiformes; Syngnathidae. The transcript is spliced from 12 exons.